AUGCUUCUUCGAGGCAGGUCCAAGGAGCGGACUUCGCCCAGGAAGGUGACGCCUCCGUCACCUGCCUACAUGAACAAUGAGCAGUUCUCUUCCUACCUCGCCAGUCUUCGAGAUACCCGUAACACUCGCCCAGGAGGUGCCAGACCACAGCCCACCACACGCCGGGAAUCAGAACGCGUCGCUCCAAGCCGCCCCUCCAUCGGUGGCAUUUCAGUCCAGUCGGAUGCCGCUUCAUCGCAUCAGCGAACCCAAUCAGACACCGCAACCCCACAAAUCACCUCGGCCAUCCGCCCCAGCUAUGGCGGUAGCUUUGCCUCAAGCAUCGCGUCGCGCUUCACCACCUUGUCCUCGGCCCCGGGGCGAGACUACUAUCCGGAGAAACCAACCGCACCACCGUUGAAGCCCGGCGAAUUCGUGCCCAGCGCCAGAUACAUUGAGCGAGGGUCACGGUGGAUGGAGAAGGAAGAGGCUGUCUCGUUGCGCACCGCAAUGGAGGACAUGGAGCUGAAGGACAAGCGCGAGGGUAUGGGAAAGGCGACUCCAGAAGACCCCGAAGAGGCGCGGCUGUACGAGGCUGCUCUCAACGAGGCAGCAGAACUUGUAUGGCAACACGAGCAUGGUGUCAAGCCGCCGGAGCCGGGAACCCCGUAUCGCUACAAGCCACACCUGAGAAAGGACAGCUACGCCCAUGCGCGCACCGCUAGCGUCGGGCGUUAUGGUGACGACAUUGUUCCCACAGGACUCGCAAGAGACGGUGCACGAUCUGCUUCGGCAAGUUCUUGCGGUAGUGACGGAAGGCGUUCCCUGGAUAGUACGCGCCCAAGUUUGGACGGGCAACGCAAGACAUCCGUAGAAUCCUCAACAUCAAAGUCUUAUGGCAGCUUGAACGGAAUUGCAUCACGUCCGACGGGUAGCCGUCGUCGCAGCAGCAUGAAGCGCAACAUCAGCGGCGAGGUUCAGAAGCCUUUCUCUGGUGACCAGAUUUACGAAGAGCCCGAGGGCGACACUCCCAAGUCCAAAUCCACGUCCUUCCUUCCCACCAACACAGAUAAGGUGCAACCGCUGAAGCUCAAGUUGAAGAAUCCUCUCAACAAAAUCUCAUUCGCGCCGGAGUCUGGUUCAGAUAGCGGAAGAGAGUCCCCAGACGUUGCUCCACCUUCUCCUGCCAAACGGCUAUCAAGAUAUGAGAUCCACAAGAACCCUCCAACCCAGACCCGCAAUCCCAACUACACGGUGAGCAACCCGGCUCCGAAACCCAUGGGUCCACGCGCCAAUGCCGAUAUCCCCAAGAAGCAUGGCGUGGAAAUCCGCAGUGAGGAUAUCCGGAAAGCAACGAGCUUCAAGCUUGGGGAUCGCAGCAAGAAGUUGCCCACACCGUCGGCAGUCAGUGACCGCCCCGGUCGUCCAAUCGUAAGCUUCGAUGCCAACUGGAAGGCCCCCGAAGAGGCGGUCACUGAUUCAAAGCCAGAGCCAAAAGAGCCCAACCGCUUCGUCGGGUUCCGUCAAAGCCAACCAAAAGACGGCCAGCCCCAGCCGCAAUCCAAGCCCAGGUCAGAGCAAGGCUCAUCACAGCAGCCGCCUGUUCCUACUCUGUCAUUUACGCCGGAUUCUCAGAUCACGUCGCCGUCAAAGCACCGCCCAUCAGCCUCUACCACCCCGUCCGUCCCCAGUAUUCAGAUAGACGUACCCGCUUCCGUUGGUUCCAAGCCGCCGGUUCCAGCUUUCUCAGGUUCCUCAGAUGACGGCCCAAGCAUCCCGUCCAUCGUACUCCCCGGCGAAGACAGCGGCCCGUCGAUUCCGUCUAUCGUGCUACCAGGUGAAGACAACGGCCCUAGCAUUCCCGUCAUCGUCACGCCUGAUGACAAUGGUGCAUCGAAGGCUCCGAAGCCAUCGGCACGUCCCCUUCCCACGCCAAAAAAAACAAGCCCAUUUGCCCGUAAUGCCCGGAAUGGAACUCGCCCCGGCAGCCACUGGUCUCCUGACCCGGGUGCCAUCUCUCGCCGUGCAACCGCAGUGUGCCACGAGUGCUCAUUCCCCAUCGAGGGCCGCUUCGUGGCCCUUCGUGGCGCAUCCGAGCGCUUCCAUCCCCAGUGCUUCGCCUGCUACACCUGCGGCACCUCCCUCGAAGCUCUGGAGAUAUCCCCGGAGCCCGACAACUUCCGCGCCGAGCGCCUAGACCGCAUUGCCCGGAGAGCCGCCGGCGAAGCCCUCGAGGAGACACCCGGCAAGACCGUAGCCGAUGACGGUGACGCUCGCUUGCGCUUCUACUGCCAUCUCGACUGGCACGAGCUGUUCGCGCCCCGGUGCAAGACGUGCACCACGCCCAUCCUGGGUGACCACAUCGUCGCGCUCGGUCACCAUUACCAUUACGGCCACUUCUUCUGCGCCGAGUGCGGCGACCCGUUCGAACAGGGCAUGACGCAUAUUGAGAAGGAUGGGUAUGCGUGGUGUGUCAACUGCCAAACCAAGCGCACGGAGCGGCGCGCGCCUAAAUGUAAGAGGUGCAAGAAGCCUGUCAUUGGGCAGUACAUCCAGGCACUAGGCGGGGAGUGGCAUGACGAGUGUUUCCGGUGUGCGACUUGUGGCGGUGGGUUUGAUGAUGGGCAGAUUUUCCCAGUUAUUGAUCGCGUGCUUUGCACGGGGUGUCGGAUGAGGGAGUUGAAGGCAUGA
Molecule: messenger RNA, 2670 nt
Organism: Pseudomassariella vexata
Lineage: Eukaryota; Fungi; Ascomycota; Sordariomycetes; Amphisphaeriales; Pseudomassariaceae
Exons: 2
Coding region: 1-2670 (889 amino acids)
Cellular component (GO): nucleus; Z disc
Molecular function (GO): transcription coregulator activity
Source: RefSeq, a predicted model, not a curated record